AUGGCGACCGAGGGGCGUUUUCAGAGAGGCAAACCGUCACACACCGUGAUGCCUCCAGCGGCUGCUUCAUUCGCUCCAGAGAACUGCUCAGUCUCGCAACUUGCAUAUCUCACUCCCCAGUUUUUACUUGAAGCCUUUCCGCCCAUCAACGCCUGCCCGGCGCCUCUCUCUUGUGCGGCUCUUCUCUCGUCUUCUUCCGGUUCUGCCUCAUCUGCCUCGUCUGCAGCGUCUGCCGCGUCUACGUAUUAUUCGUUUCCUUCUUCGGCGGCUGUGCCGGUCACACAAGACUCGAAAGGGGACGCACAAGUGUUCGCCAGCGCGCUCGUCGCCGCAACGCAUGCGCGCGUCUGCGAAGAAGGCAAAGAGCGGCAGAUUUCCCGGUUCGUCGCGACGGCCUGUCGCGUCCUACGCCUUGGCCGCGGCAGCGACCACCCGUCUACGUGCAGAGCGUCGGUUUCUCGGGCCCCUUCUUCUCUCCCUCUUUCGUGUCCUUUGCCUCGCCCAUCGCCCCAGCGAUGCACCGUAGAACCUGGAGACGCCUCAGCUGACCUGUUUUCGGCUGGCUUGUGUCUGUCGUCUUCCCUCUCUCUCAAAGAUGGCGAGCCGACACCAGCGGCGCAUUCAGAUGGGACGCGGAGCGGCGCCGCUCGACGUCUCGCAUCUCCGCUUUUCUCUCUGGAUUCCGGCCCCAAUACUGCGCUAGAGACUGGAGGCGACGGAGACGCUGCAUCAGCCCUUCGCACAGCCUUGCGGGAGGUGCUUCAGGCUUCCGGGGCAGAGCUCCUGCUCUGUGUUGCUUACGAGGAUCGUUCCUCUUCUGCGUUGUCUCCGCCCGACGCGCCUCUCCUCGCCGAGCGAAGCGCCGCGGCCUGCGUCGCCCACGAGGCCCCGCGGCGGGCGGCGGCCCCUCGAGGCGCAGAGCGGCGCGGAGUUCCUGCACGCAGCGGCGUCAGCAGCGCGACACCAGCCCCGUCUUCAUCGGCAGCCUCUGCAGGAAGAGGGAGAAAGCGGUCGAACGACCUCGCUGGCUCAUAUAUCCCCCGCAUCACGGCUUCAGGAAGUGGAGACCCGGGGGCCGGCGCGAAGAAGGCGGAGCCCCCUAGAGGGCUCGCCCAGAGUCGAGAGGAGGAGGGCACCGACGACGGGCGGAACGUGCUGAGGCUUCGAAGCGACAGAAGCAGAGGGCGUCGGCUAGACGCCGGUGCCCCGUGGGAUGCAGGGCAAGUAGUGCCCCGGUCGCAGAUUCCCAAGGCCCUGCCGGAGAGGACGCGCGCCGAUUCCGCGGCCUCUUCCCCCCCCUCGAGGCUCUCGCGACCAGGCGAGAAACUAGAACACCAAAAACAUCCAAUUUACUCGCUCUCGUCGGACACUCUGCGCAUCCCCGCCUUCGCCGCAGGCUUCAGAGCCGCUGCGCUUCAGGCUGUGCAGGCCUUCCUCGACCGCAGCUUGCCGCGCGAAGAAAGGAACUCUUCGAAGGGGGGGCUACAAGCACCUCCUCGCGAGGCGGCGCACCUGCCCGAAAGGCGUCGUCGUCCUCUUAUCUCUUCAACUGAGCGAAGAGAGGGAGGCGCCGAGGACAGGGGAGGAGAUGGUGGCGCUGCCUCAGCGCCGCGAUCUCCCACACGAGACAACACGGCUCGGAGGACAGAGCGUCAAAGAGACAGCGAAGAAACCGCAGAGGGAGAUGAAACGCGUGAGGCCUCAGGAGGAAACGACUCCUCAAUGUCGUGGCCAGAAGAAAAGGACCAACAGCUGAACGCAGUCAGAGCCCUGCUGGCGGCCGAUGUGGAUCAUGAAACAGCGCACACCGAGGAACAGAUAUCGGCGGCGCUGAGUCCCGAAGGCAACGGCGGCUCGCCGAUUGAACUUUGCGAAGUGAACGCAGACGAGAUGCCGCUUCUCCACAUUUGGAACCCUCAGCCCCGAAACCCCUGCGCGAUCGCCAGGCUCCGCCCCGACGCAAAAGGAGUCCCUGCAGACGCCAAGGGGCCCCUCGUGCUCGGGCACGUGGGCGGGAUUGUCGCCCCUGUGGGCCCGCAGGCCCUGGCGAAGGCCUUUUCCAUCCCCCUCCCCGAGAUCCCCCUUCCAGAGGCUCUGCCAGAACCUAGGAAUGGUGCAUCACGUCCGAUCUCCUCUCGCGAAAAAAGUCUUCAGAAGGCCGCGCGACGGCGGAAAACGCUUGAGCUCUGCUUGACUGGCGCGUGCUCUCCUUCGGUCUCGCUGCCUGCGGCUUCGGCGAAUGCGGCCGCCUGUCCUGCCUCGUCCUUGGCGCCCGCGUCUCCGCACCCCAAUGCCUCGUUGAGUUCCUCGUUUCUUGCUUCUGUGGCAUUUUCGCCCGCGGCGUGCGCCGUCGACGUCGCUGUGCCGCAGCUCUUGGGGGUGCCCGCCAGCCACGCGGUGCGGCCGAACUGCGCCUACCACGUGGUAUGGGUCAACGGCUGGCCGCAUGUGUUUCUGUGCUCGCUGCCGGGAGUCUCGAUCGUGCCAGGGUCGCCGUUGUUCGCCGACCGCUUUUCGUCGCUGUCGCCUCAGCAUCAGCGAAGAUAUCUCCGCGCCGCGCGCUUUGCGCUUCGUUCGCGAGUCGUCCACGUGCUGAGUCGCACAGCGCCUCUGACGCGCGUCGUGCCUCUCGGCGCGGCGUUUGCUCCGCAGGCCCUUCCGCCCUUUGCGUCUCCGGCCCGCCAAAGUACCCCCUUCUUCUCGGGAUCCGACGCAGUCUGGCACGCCCAGCACCAAGCGCGCGCUGGGCACAGCACCGCGCCGAGCUGCUCUUCGCCGGCAGCGUCGCCCGAUUUCCGCGCUUCGUCGGAGAUCGACUGUACGCCCGAAAGCGAUGACGCCAUGAUGCAGGGCUCCGCGGCGAUGCCCGCCAACGCGGACGGCGCGAGAAACGUUUUCAACGCCGUCGCGACUCAACCCGACUCCAGCAGCCCUGCCUCGACAGACGAGAAGGCAGCAGUCGCCCUCUUGGAGCUGCGCCAAGCGCACGCGCAGCGCGGCGCCGCUCGCAGCGCGCGAUGCGAAGUCUGCAAGAGGGACUCGUGCCCGGCGUGUGCUGCGAGGGGCCCGCCGCCUGACCCGCCCGGGGCUGACCCGGGGGGCAAGCGACCCGUCACCGACUCGCCGCGGCCUCCGCUCCUGCGACGAGACCCGCUGGAGACCCGCCCGCGACAAGCCCGCGCCAAGAGGCAGAGACCCGCGAGGGGGGCAUGCGCGGAGCGGAGAAGAUCGACGACUGCAGUCUACGAAGACGCCCCGGAGGAGGACGCGCGGCGACACGCAGCGCAUGCAGACCGAGACACGAAUGGCGGCGGCGAGGACGGAGAGCCCGACGAACUGGAGCGCUGGAGAGAUGGAGAGAAUGAAGACUCUGAGCAGGGGCCGGCCGGGACGAAGACUCGACCCUGGGGGUCACGGAUUUCAGCCGAACGAGGACGAAGAAGAACUGGACCCCGCACCCGAGGCGACGUCUCUGCAGGCGAUCGCGAGGGGAGGGAAGCGGGUGAUGGCUGUGAGGCUCUCGCGGACCUUCCAGCGAACCGGCAGCAGCCUAUCUCAGCGCGGACGCGGCUCGCGGCAAAGACCUCGGCACCGUCCUCCCUGUCAUCUUCCGCGCCUUCCUCUCUCCAAGCGCCCUCCCCCACAGCCGCGGGUUCGGCUGGCGGGGCGGCUCCUCGUGAGACGCCGCAGUCGACUCGAGUCUGCUGCGCCCUCCUUACGUGCGAUCUCUGCGCAAGGAGUUUCCAUCUGCAAUGCCUUGGCUUGCCCGUCGACUUCGCUCCCGAUCCAGUUCGAGAGUGGCUCUGCUUCGUGUGCGUCCAGCGCGGCCAGCAGCUCGCUGCCACGCGCGGCGCCCUUCUGACCUUUCCUCGCACAUACGCGGAGCGCGACGGCGAAGAAGACGCGGCGACGGAGGAAGUAGACAGAUGGCGAACUGACCCGGACAGCGGCGGAUGGACUGUCGAAGUCAUGAGCUUGACAUUCGAGUCGCCUGAGGCUCUACACACACAGGCAAGCUGA
Molecule: messenger RNA, 4020 nt
Organism: Besnoitia besnoiti
Lineage: Eukaryota; Apicomplexa; Conoidasida; Eucoccidiorida; Sarcocystidae
Exons: 5
Coding region: 1-4020 (1339 amino acids)
Source: RefSeq, a predicted model, not a curated record